Phaedon cochleariae (mustard beetle) is the source of this 981-nucleotide messenger RNA. NCBI's taxonomy places the organism in Eukaryota, Metazoa, Arthropoda, Insecta, Coleoptera, Chrysomelidae. The record is from the annotation of a GenBank genome assembly.
UGAAAAUCGUUACUUCGGCAACGUUCAUGAGUCACGAAAUAUCUAUCACGAAAAGUGAAUUUUCUUUGACGUUUGAAGAAAAAUGUCAGUAAAUUAGAACGAAUUUGAAUAGCCGAUGCCUUUCCUGAAGAAAGAAUAUAAUAGAGAACCCAGAUCCAGACGUUUGGAGAAGACCAAUCACAAAAAUGGAUUGAGGCAUGCAAUAUUCAAUACGGUAGGCGACAAAUACAUCGGAGAUUGGAAUGAAGACGAAAAAAGUGGAAAAGGUAUUCUUCUCACUCGCAAUGACGAACUAUACGAGGGCGACUUCGAAAGGAACUACCGCCAUGGUUACGGCAAGCUUGCCCACAAACUGCCCAACAAGAACAUCUUCAAUUUGACGUACAAAGGUGACUGGGUGAACGGCAGAAUGCAUGGCAACGGUGUCAGGAUUUACAAGGACGGAAGUUCUUAUCGCGGGGAUUUCCGGUAUGGCAAGAGACACGGAAGGGGUCAGAUGUGGUAUGCAGAUGAAUCAUUCUACGAUGGCGAUUGGGUGAAAGAUGCCAGGCAAGGUGCCGGAUUACAAGUUUUCUCUAACGGCAACAGAUACGAAGGAGACUGGUACGAUGACAUGAAGCAUGGCAAAGGCAGACUGUACUUCUUGGACGCCGGCCUUCUGCAGAUCGGUGUGUGGUUCCAAGACUUCUGCACGUUCAGCGUCAUCCGCAACCUGCCCUUCAGACAGACAGCUGUCAAACCGACAGUUUACCCCCUCCCGGUGACCAACCUCAUCGACGAGGAGGAUAUCUUGAGGGAACAAGAGGACAAGGCGUUGAGAGGCAUCGGCGAGAGUUGCCUCUGCUUGAACGGAGGCACUGUGACUUCUUUUGGUAGUUCCGCAUAUUCCAAAUUGAGUGUGAAUUAAAAGCGUUUGUACAAGUGUAUGUAUACAUAUUAUUCAACAGUAAAGACGGUUUCGUGUAUUCCAAAAUGAGUGUU